AAUAUAAAGUUUUGAUAGGCAUACUAGCAAUUUAUCCCAAUAUCUAUCAAGUAUCUUUCCUCAGCAUUUACCAUGCUCUAGUGGUAGUCAUUCAUUGAUCGAUUUAUUCCACCAUCAAUAAUCAGAAUUGCCUACCUGAUCGUUCAAAUAUCUUACCCUUAUUCGCCUUUCCAGCGUCGGUGUAUUCCACUUUUCGAUAUGACCAUCGAAAAAGAUGACCCUGGAAACUCCACUUCGGAAUCGCCUCGAAGUAACAGAAUUCCAUUCUGGCGGCUGAUUGCAGAUCAGGGUGCUGUGACACAAGAAGUAAUUGACUACCCUUAUGCCGGAAGUGGUACAGAGAAAGAUCCUUUUUCUGUGACAUGGAUUCCUAAAGACCCCCGAGAUCCUAUGAUGUUUGAACCCGUUAUGAAGUGGUUCAUUACAUUGAUAGCUGCGAUUUCAACUUUGGCAGUCGCUCUAGUUUCCUCGGCAUACACUGGCGGCGUCCAAGAGAUUGAAAUGCAAUUUGGCAUUGACAGCGAGGUUGCUACUUUGGGUGUCUCUCUCUUCGUUCUAGGGUUUGCAAUUGGACCGUUACUUUGGGCUCCCCUCAGUGAAAUGUUCGGCCGUCAGAUCGUUUUCUUUAUUACAUAUCUAGCUUUUACUGUGUUUAAUUGCGGAGUCGCCGGUUCUCAAAAUACCCGUACCCUCAUCAUUCUUCGAUUUCUCGCCGGUGCUUUUGGCUCCUCCCCCUUGACAAAUGCCGGUGGCAUUAUUGCCGACAUGUUUUCUGCUAAACAGCGAGGGCUAGCAAUGAGUUUAUUUGCUGUGGCACCUUUUCUAGGUCCCGUUCUUGGCCCUAUUAUCGGUGGAUUCCUAGGGAUGAAUGCAGGAUGGAGAUGGGUUAUGUGGUUUCUGAGCGCUUUCUCUGGAACUUUGUUGGUUCUUGGAACCCUAUUCAUACCUGAAACAUACGCACCAGCACUUCUCCGCCGUCGUGCAGAAAGACUAUCCAAGAUAACCAACAAAGUCUACCAAAGCCAUCUCGAUAUUGAACAUGGCACUGUUUCGUUCAGUGAAACAUUGAAGACUGCCUUAUCUCGACCCUGGAUUCUGCUGUUUCGAGAACCUAUCGUUUUUCUGCUGUCGCUUUAUAUGGCCAUCAUUUAUGGCACUUUAUAUAUGCUCUUCGCCGCUUAUCCAAUUGUCUUUCAGGUUCAUCGAGGCUGGAAUCAAGGCAUUGGUGGGUUGCCCUUUUUAGGAAUUAUGAUAGGCAUGUUAAUUGCUCUUGUCUACGCCUCCUGGGAUAACAAAAGAUAUAUACGCGUUCAAGAAAAAGAAGGCGGGUUUGCUCCACCUGAGGCACGUCUGCCUCCCUGCUUGAUAGCUUCUUUCACCAUACCGAUUGGUUUAUUUUGGUUUGCAUGGACAAACUACCCAUCGAUCCACUGGAUGGCGUCUGUGGCCGCCGGCGCACCCUUUGGAUUUGGUAUGGUAUUGGUAUUUCUGAGCAAUUUAAGCUAUCUUGUUGACACUUAUACCAUCUUUGCUGCAUCUGUCCUGGCUGCUGCAUCUCUUUUGCGGUCACUCUUUGGAGCUGCUUUCCCCUUAUUCACGACUUAUAUGUAUCAAAAUCUAGGAAUUCACUGGGCUUCUUCAAUCCCAGCUUUCCUAGCAGCGGCUUGUAUCCCAUUCCCAUUUAUCUUUUACAAAUAUGGGCCUACCAUUCGACUUCGGUGCAAAUAUGCAGCGGAAUCAAAUGCUUUCAUGCAGAACAUGAUGCAACAGGCCGCCGUUCAACAGGAUACUGAACUUCCCACUAUUCAACCAACAAUGACACAAUUAUCGACUGGAACUUUAGCCUUAAGAACGGCCUCUUACGAGGCAAACCCUUACGAUAUUGACCGCAUCAACACACGUGAUUCGUUCAAGUGAUGUGAAGAUUUUUCUUUUGUUUAAAAUCAGGACUUACCCAAAUUGGAACCCCCUUCGAAUUUAGAUCGAGUCAUUCUUAGCGGCGUUUUGGUAACACGUGGAAUUCGCUUCAUGUCCGUAGAAUUUGGCCAAAAUUUUGAAAGUACGUUCUGGUAUUUCGAUUUUGGAUAUGAGCCGAAGUUGA
This is a messenger RNA of Talaromyces proteolyticus, 2101 nucleotides long. RefSeq names its product major facilitator superfamily domain-containing protein. The record is from RefSeq and is a predicted model, not a curated record. Lineage: Eukaryota; Fungi; Ascomycota; Eurotiomycetes; Eurotiales; Trichocomaceae. Gene Ontology annotation, biological process: transmembrane transport. The transcript has 5 exons. Gene Ontology annotation, molecular function: transmembrane transporter activity. The coding region runs from base 199 to 1917 and encodes 572 amino acids.